AAAUAUAAUAUAUAAAAAGGGAAAAAAAGAAGAAAAAAGAAGGUCGUGAGCAAAGCGGUGAUUACACUCGGUUUGUGAGCUGCGUGUCCGUACCGACUCCGGAAACCCCAAUGUCAAUUCACGAGUGUACUUUGAGAGUAUAAAUUUAGUUAGUUAAAGAUUGUUUGCUCCAGUACUUGCCAUAAUUUGCCAUCUUCUCAAGGUCAAAAGUUGGCCAGGGGAGAUGUCUGGGAAAGCAUCAAGUUCACAGUCUAGUGUUGGUUUGAGUGGACCUGGUGGCCUGUCACAUGUUUAUAUCCAAUAUCCACCCCUACAAUGCGACAUUUCUGGAUCAAGGGGGUUAUUCUAUGAUGAUGGAAAUAAGUUACUACUCUCCCCAACACUCGAUCAGGUCUUCUCGUGGAAAACUAUGCCAUUUUCUCCUCUUGUUGCCCCUACCUCUGAUACGAUAAGUGAGGGGCCCAUCUUAUCUAUCCGGUAUUCUUUAGACGCGAAGUUUAUUGCAAUCCAACGGUCUAAUCGCGAGAUACAGUUUUGGCAUAGAGAAACUGGGGAAACUUUUAGCCAGAGGUGCAGAUCAGAGUCAGAGAGUAUUCUGGGUUUUUUUUGGACAGAUUGUCCAUUAUGUGAUAUUGUAUUUGUAAAGACCAGUGGGCUGGACUUGUUUGCAUACAAUUCUGAAUCAAAAUCGCUUCAUUUGGUGGAGACAAGGAAAUUGAAUGUCUGCUGGUAUGUUUACACCCAUGAAAGUCGCUUGGUUCUUCUUGCUUCUGGAAUGCAGUGCAAGACCUUCAGCGGAUUUCAGCUUUCAUCUGCGGGGAUUAUUCGUUUGCCAAGAUUCGAGAUGGCAAUGGCUAAACCUGAGGCUAACAGUAAGCCUGUCCUAGCUGCUGAAGAUAUCUAUAUUAUUACGGUCUAUGGUAGAAUAUACUGCUUGCAAGUUGAUAGGGUUGCAAUGCUCCUCCACUCAUAUAGGUUUUACCGUGAUGCUGUUGUACAACAGGGUUCUUUGCCUAUUUAUUCAAGCCGGAUUGCUGUGAGUGUGGUCGAUAAUGUGCUGCUUGUUCACCAAAUUGAUGCAAAGGUCAUUAUACUGUACGACAUAUUUGCAGAUUCUCGGGCACCCAUAUCUGCCCCACUUCCUCUAUUGUUGAGGGGUCUCCGCAGAUUUAAUUCUUCUGCUUCUCGAUCUGGUAGGGAAGAUAGCGAGAGUUCAGAGGCUAAUGUUGUAAGUGGAAAUGAAACUGUCACCUAUGGAGAUGAAUGGAUUUUUCUUGUUCCCGACCUUAUAUGUGAUGUUGCUAGCAAGUGUCUGUGGAAGAUUCAUUUAGAUUUGGAGGCAAUUUCUGCUAGUAGCUCAGAAAUGCCAUCAGUACUAGAAUUUUUGCAGCGCCGAAAGUUGGAAGCCAAUAAGGCUAAACAAUUGUGCUUGGCAAUGGUAUGCACAGUUAUUCUAGAACACAGACCUGUGCCCAUGGUUGCCAGGGCAAUGGAUAUUUUGGUUACCAAUUAUUCUCACUCUAUCAAAACAGGCAGCUAUCUCAAGGGAAUAAAAUCUGAGAAGACAUCACCUUCUACUGUCCCACAUGUGAGUAGUCCUAGUGCUGUGGCUGAGGCAACUGCAAGUAGAGUAGGUUCACUUGAGAAGUCUGUUAAACAUGAAUUUGCUGCUGGUGUGGACAAUGAGCUCUUUAAUAGAUCUUCAACUUUGUUGAGUUCAGACUCUGAGGAGAAUGCCAGCGCUGAACCACAAAAGACCAAUUCAAGUGAUAUUCACUUUUUUUAUGGUAAAGUGGAUGGAGAAAAUUUAAUGGGUGCCGAAACUUCUGGUACUGAUGUUCAGCCGACAUCUUUACAACAUCAACUUCUUGGACCGAGUAACAAUGCAUUGAAUGCUAAUACGCCUGAGCAGCAGGAGGCUCAACUUACUUCGCCAGCAAUUUCACCCGAUGAGAUGUACAGCUUUGUCUUUGCUCCAAUUGAGGAGGAGAUUGUGGGAGACCCUUCCUACUUGGUUGCCAUCAUUAUUGAGUUCCUUCUCAGUGCUAAUUCAGAAAAGGUUAAAGUGCAUCCAAAUCUUUAUGUUUUAACCAUACAACUGCUAGCCCGCAACGAGCGAUAUGCAGAACUUGGACUGUAUGUCAUAAACAAGAUUGUUGAACCUUCUAAAGAAGUUGCAUUGCAACUCCUGGAGUCUGGUCGUCAGAAUAUCCAAACAAGGAAGUUGGGUCUGGAUAUGCUGAGGCUGCUUUCUUUACAUCAUGACUAUGUAUUGUUUUUAGUGCAAGAUGGUUAUUAUCUUGAAGCUUUACGUUAUUCACGGAAGUAUAAGGUUAAUACCGUCCGGCCUUCGUUGUUUCUGGAAGCAGCGUUUGCUUCCAAAGACUCACAGCAUCUAGCUGCUGUUCUGAGGUUCUUUUCGGAUUUUAUUCCUGGCUUCCAAAGCACUUCCGAUCACAAUACCUAUUAUCGCAUUCUCAACGAGAUGAACUCGUCCAUUGCUGCUUGAAGUUUCUGCCAAACGGUUUAAUGUUGGAAUUGCUGGUCAUUGUUACUCAUGAAGUGAUUAUGUUAUGUGCGGAUCCCAACACAGAACGAAAGGUAAGUCCUCGUAUCAAGUUAUUUUUCCAUGGACAUGGCUCGCAGUAAAUAAGAGUAAUUCCCUGAGAAAGUGACGUAAUAUGUGGUUGGAUUAAGGCAAGUAUUCAUUUCAACUUCACCACCCUCCAAAGGUCUAAAAAGAGAACAUGGAACAGGUUUACUGUGUUUGUCUACACUUUGUAAAGUUGGACAUGAUGUUCAUCGAUUAUGAAUUAUAAUAUUUCCACUACUUUAGCAAUGAAUUAUAGUAUGUAAUACAAAAAAAAAAAAA
Molecule: messenger RNA, 2872 nt
Organism: Juglans regia (Persian walnut)
Lineage: Eukaryota; Viridiplantae; Streptophyta; Magnoliopsida; Fagales; Juglandaceae
Exons: 12
Coding region: 224-2509 (761 amino acids)
Biological process (GO): regulation of autophagy
Cellular component (GO): late endosome membrane; lysosomal membrane; Mon1-Ccz1 complex
Molecular function (GO): protein binding
Source: RefSeq, a predicted model, not a curated record